Manihot esculenta (cassava) is the source of this 3762-nucleotide messenger RNA. RefSeq names its product LRR receptor-like serine/threonine-protein kinase RGI5. The transcript has 2 exons. Gene Ontology annotation, molecular function: protein kinase activity; ATP binding; receptor serine/threonine kinase binding. Gene Ontology annotation, biological process: protein phosphorylation. The coding region runs from base 188 to 3433 and encodes 1081 amino acids. NCBI's taxonomy places the organism in Eukaryota, Viridiplantae, Streptophyta, Magnoliopsida, Malpighiales, Euphorbiaceae. The record is from RefSeq and is a predicted model, not a curated record.
GUAAAACUGAAGCAUCCUUCUCUCCACAGAAACCUCUCUCACAUGCAUUUUGUCCCCUAGAUAUAGGACCUUCUCCUUUUCUUCCACAACCGUGACCACCACCACUGCCGCCGCCAUCACUUCUUCACCACUGUUCCCUUUUAUCAGCCCAAGAAUUUCUAAGUUUGGUCAUCAGUCCCCAGCUGAUAUGGAGAAGCGAAGCCAUUGUGUCUCGUUCUUCUUGAUCUUGGUAAUGUUAACCACGACUAAAACAUUAGUACUUUUUGUUGCUUCCCUAUCUCCUGAUGGAGAAGCUCUUCUUUCUCUUCUCUCCUCUGCUGAUCCAUCUGCAAAAUCAUCCUCUUCAAUUCUUUCCUCUUGGAACCCAUCAAGCUCAACACCUUGUUCAUGGCAAGCCAUUACUUGUUCUCCUCAAAACAGAGUCAUCUCUCUUUCUUUGCCGAACACAUUCCUCAAUCUCUCUUCACUGCCUUCACAGCUUUCUUCUCUCACUUAUCUGCAACUUCUCAAUCUCUCCUCUACCAAUAUCUCUGGUUCUAUCCCUCCUUCCUUUGGCCAACUCACCAGCCUUAGGCUUUUAGACCUCUCCUCUAACUCUCUUUCAGGUGAAAUACCACAAGAACUUGGUCUCCUCUCUUCACUUCAGUUCCUUUACUUGAACUCUAAUAGAUUAUCUGGUACAAUACCUCCACAACUAGCAAAUCUUACUUCUUUACAAGUUUUUUGUCUGCAAGAUAAUCUCAUCAAUGGCUCAAUACCAUCCCAGUUGGGUUCUUUAAUAUCUCUCCAGCAAUUUAGAGUAGGUGGGAAUCCUUAUUUAACUGGAGAUAUACCUCCAGAAUUAGGACUAUUAACCAAUCUCACUACAUUUGGUGCUGCUGCAACUGGGCUGACUGGUGCGAUACCACCUACGUUUGGGAACUUGAUCAAUCUCCAAACUUUAGCUCUUUACGAUACAGAGGUGUUUGGUUCUAUACCACUUGAGCUUGGUUUGUGUUCAGAGUUGAGGAACUUGUAUUUGCACAUGAAUAAGCUCACUGGCUCCAUCCCUUCUCAGUUGGGUAAGUUGCAGAAACUUACUAGCUUGCUUCUAUGGGGCAAUGCAAUUUCUGGACCCAUCCCAGUUGAGCUUUCAAAUUGUUCGUCUCUGGUUGUGCUUGAUGCUUCAGCUAAUGAUAUUUCUGGAGAAAUCCCAAGUGAUUUAGGGAAGUUAGUGGUUCUUGAGCAGCUUCACUUGUCAGAUAAUUCAUUAACCGGUGUGAUUCCCUGGCAGUUAAGUAAUUGCACAAGCCUAACUGCUCUGCAGCUUGAUAAGAAUCAAUUAUCAGGUGCUAUUCCAUGGCAGAUUGGAGAAUUGAAGUAUUUGCAAAAUUUCUUCUUGUGGGGCAACUCAGUUUCUGGUACCAUACCAGCAUCUUUUGGGAACUGCACUGAAUUAUAUGCUCUUGAUCUUUCAAGAAACAAGCUUACAGGGACAAUCCCAGAUGAGAUUUUUGGAUUGAAGAAAUUAAGCAAGCUUCUGCUUCUAGGGAAUUCAUUAUCAGGAGGGUUGCCGCGAAGUAUUGCAAAUUGUCAGUCUCUGGUGAGAUUGAGGCUUGGUGAAAAUCAACUCUCAGGUCAGAUUCCAAAGGAGAUUGGCCAGUUGCAGAAUUUAGUCUUUCUAGACUUAUACAUGAAUCAUUUCUCUGGAGCAAUCCCAGUUGAGAUUGCCAACAUCACAGUUCUUGAGCUCCUGGAUGUGCACAACAAUCACUUUACAGGAGAGAUACCGUCUCAGCUAGGGGACCUAGUGAAUUUGGAGCAGCUUGAUCUUAGCAGAAACAGCUUCAAAGGUGAAAUUCCAUGGAGCUUUGGCAACUUCAGUUACUUGAACAAGCUGAUUCUCAACAAUAAUCUUCUAUCAGGGUCAAUUCCAAGAUCCAUUAAGAAUUUGCAGAAGCUAACGCUGCUUGAUUUGAGCUACAACAGCUUCUCUGGUCCAAUUCCACCAGAAAUUGGUUAUGUGACAAGCUUAACCAUCAGUUUGGACUUGAGCUCAAAUGCAUUUACAGGAGAAAUCCCAGAGACAAUAUCAAGUUUGACCCAGUUACAAUCAAUUGAUCUUUCUCAUAAUUUGCUUUAUGGGAACAUUAAGGUUCUUGGUUCUCUUACAAGCCUCACUUCCCUAAAUAUCUCUUGCAACAACUUCUCAGGCCCUAUUCCUGUAACACCAUUUUUCAGAACUUUGUCCUCUAGUUCAUAUUUUCAAAACCCAAAUCUUUGCUUAUCAACUGAUGGGUCUACUUGUUCAUCAAGAGUUACUAGAAGAAAUGGAUUGAAAUCGGCCAAAACUGUAGCAUUGAUUUCUGUGAUUCUGGCUUCAGUGACAAUGGCAGUUAUUGCUUCAUGGAUUUUACUUUCUAGGAAUCAUAAGUACAUGCUGGAGAAAGCUUUAGGAGCAUCAUCCUCUUCAUCAGAGGCUGAAGAUUUCUCUUAUCCAUGGACUUUUAUCCCAUUUCAAAAGCUCAACUUUUCCAUUGAUAACAUCUUAGAUUGUUUGAGAGAUGAAAAUGUGAUUGGCAAAGGCUGCUCUGGUGUUGUCUACAAGGCUGAAAUGCCUAGUGGGGAAUUGAUUGCAGUCAAAAAGCUUUGGAAAACAAAACGAGAAGAAGAACCCGUGGAUUCAUUUGCAGCGGAAAUUCAAAUUCUAGGACACAUUCGACAUCGAAAUAUUGUGAAGCUCUUAGGCUAUUGUUCCAAUAGAAGUGUCAAGCUUCUUCUCUACAACUACAUUCCAAAUGGUAAUUUGCAACAGCUGUUGCGAGGGAAUCGAAACUUGGAUUGGGAAACAAGGUACAAGAUUGCAGUAGGAUCAGCUCAAGGUCUAGCUUACCUUCAUCAUGAUUGUUUGCCUGCAAUUCUUCACAGAGAUGUUAAGUGCAAUAACAUCCUUCUAGAUUCCAAGUUUGAGGCUUAUUUGGCAGAUUUCGGCCUAGCCAAAUUGAUGAACUCUGCAAAUUAUCAUCAAGCCAUAUCAAGGGUUGCUGGAUCUUAUGGUUAUAUUGCUCCAGAGUAUGGAUAUAGCAUGAAUAUAACAGAAAAAAGUGAUGUUUAUAGCUAUGGGGUGGUGUUGCUAGAGAUUCUAAGCGGCCGGAGUGCUGUGGAAUCUCAAGUUGGAGAUGGGCUGCACAUAGUUGAAUGGGUGAAGAAAAAGAUGGCAAGUUUUGAACCAGCUGUUUCAAUACUAGAUGCAAAGCUUCAAGGUUUACCAGAUCAGAUGGUGCAAGAAAUGCUUCAAACACUAGGUAUAGCAAUGUUCUGUGUCAACUCUUCCCCGGCCGAGCGGCCGACAAUGAAGGAAGUAGUGGCAUUGUUAAUGGAGGUGAAGAGCACACCAGAAGAAUGGGGAAAGACAUCUCAACCUUUAAUAAAACAGUCAUCAAAUCAAAGUUGAAAUAAGGUCUUAGGUUUUUGUGGUCUUAUGUCCUUGCAGAGACAUCAAUGAUUGAUUUCUCUUAUCUAUCCCAAGAAGAAAAAAGAAAGAACAAUGCAACUGUUGAGGAAAAUGAGAAGAGGAAUAGCUUUGAGUGUUGGUAUUGUUUUGGGUUUCUUGUACAGUUUUAGAAACAGCAGUGUGGUCAUGCUUUGCUUCACAUCACUUUAAAUGCGUGAAUACUAGGAAGUUUUCCAGUAAUCUAGAGCUCUUCCAGUUAAUGCAAUGUUUAGCUUUGUUCUUAGCUCUUAAACUUUUCAAGGUUCCCAAAUUUCAGAUUAAAUUCUGGC